Messenger RNA from Frankliniella occidentalis (western flower thrips), 1491 nucleotides. Its product is annotated as F-box/LRR-repeat protein 7-like. Gene Ontology annotation, molecular function: protein binding. Lineage: Eukaryota; Metazoa; Arthropoda; Insecta; Thysanoptera; Thripidae. The transcript is spliced from 4 exons. The record is from RefSeq and is a predicted model, not a curated record. Bases 182 to 1288 code for a protein of 368 amino acids.
GGGGGAUCCCGGAGACAGCCGCGCCGCAUACCUGCCUGCCGGCACGCUCCCGGUGCAGCGGCGCAGUCGGUCUCCUGGCGUGGCUCGAGAAGUGUCGUGAACUUGUGUGCGGUAGCACCCCCCAGGACGCUGUUGUGCGUUUGUGCACCUGGGCUAACCAUCUGAUCAACUCGCUUUGAUCAUGGCUACAGCGAUGGAGACACAAGGUCCACACAUCUCCGACCUGCCGGUCGACGCCCUCCUGGAGGUGUUCUCCCGGCUGCCCGCCGCCGACCUGACUCAGGGGGUCACCGGCGUGUGCCGCGCCUGGCGGGACUUCGCCAUGGAGCCGGCUGCGUGGCGGAGCCGGCGCGUGCAGGUGGCCCCCCGCAAGCACCGUCCCCUGACGGCCGCCGAGCGCCGCGUCCUGCGGCGAGCUCCCGCCCUGAGGGCUCUGGCCGUGUCACUGCGCCGCGCCCAGGACCUGCCCGACAAGCUGUCCACCAUGCUGCCCAUCUGCGAGCAGCUGCGCGAGCUGCAGCUGUCUCUGCCUUGCCUCAGUGCCGACAUGGCUGAGGACGCGGUGCGCCACUGGCCGCGCCUGCAGCAGCUGCGCGUCGAGGCGCUCAUCCUGCAGGAGAACAGCCUGGAGCGACUCGGCGAGCUGGGGCAGCUGCGAGGCCUGCAGCUGGCGACGCUCCAGCCGGCAGGCACCUUCUGGGGCCCGCUGCGCCGCGCGAUCCAGCAGGGCUUUCCCUCGCUGCGCUCGCUGCACCUGGACGCGCGCUGUGACACCGACAGCACCGCCAACAUGGACGAGACCGUGGGCGUGAUCCUGGGGACGGCCGACAGGCUGGCGCACCUCCGCCUCGGCGUGCUUGUGCCCGCUGACAAGAGGCUACUCGCCGCAGCCGGGCAGUGCGACAGGCUGCAGAGUCUGCACGUCGAGGACUGCACCGCGAUGACUGACGCCGGUCUGCUCUGCCUGGCCGGCCUGCGCCUGCAGUCCCUCACACUGCUCCACGCCAGAGACGUCUCCACCGCGGCCCUGCAGCACUUCCUGCGCGUGGCCGACCUGUCGCUGCUCCGGCACCUCGACCUGAGCGGCUGUCCCGCUCUCACCGACAGGGUGGUCCACCUCAUUGCCGCCAGGUGUUCUCACCCACCAACACUCGUAGCUGCAGACUGCCCCAACAUUUCACGCCAAGCCCUGCCGCCCGUUGUUGGUAACAGUUCCGCCCCCUGCACUGUAGCUGCCACAGCCCGUGUUAUGCUCGCCACUCCUGCGAGACCAUUAGGAGUAGUGUAAGUGAUGACAGGCGUAAGCUUUCAACUUCCAAACGCUGCCGAGUCUUAACGUUCACCCCGAGUGAAAAUGUGUUGUGUUGUGACAAAACCGAUUUUCAUGUUACACGAUUUUUUUGUAUCAUCCGAAACCCUUGUUUGUUACAUUAUGAAUGUAUUUUGGGCAAGGUCAUUUACUUUGAAUAAAUCAAUCAAAUGUCCAAUAAA